Rhodotorula graminis WP1 is the source of this 1663-nucleotide messenger RNA. RefSeq lists its product as uncharacterized. Gene Ontology annotation, biological process: amino acid transmembrane transport. Bases 8 to 1504 code for a protein of 498 amino acids. Gene Ontology annotation, molecular function: amino acid transmembrane transporter activity. Gene Ontology annotation, cellular component: vacuolar membrane. Lineage: Eukaryota; Fungi; Basidiomycota; Microbotryomycetes; Sporidiobolales; Sporidiobolaceae. The transcript has 16 exons. The record is from RefSeq and is a predicted model, not a curated record.
GCCCAGCAUGACCCUCGACGUCGAAAAGCAGGGCCCUCUGGAUGACAGCUCGAGGAGGACGAGCAACACCGAGGUCGGCUCGGCUCCUCUCGCCCUUCGUCGCUCGUUGAGCCGCCACACCUACAAGGGCGGCGAGAAGACGCUCGCCAACAAGCCCGACGAUGUCGAUGCCGAGGUCUGGCUCGAGGCAUCGAGCGUCGCCGGCAUCAAGGAGCGCAAGCUCACCUGGUGGCAGGCGGCCGCGCUCCUCCUCACUGAAUAUGUCGUCCUCGCCAUCCUCAGCUUCCCGUACAGCUUCGCGACCCUCGGCUACGCCGGCGGCACCCUCACGACGGUCAUCGUCGGCAUCUCGGUCUACUACACGAGCCUGCUCCUGUGGAGGUUCUGCGCGGCGCAUCCCGAGGUCCGCGACAUUGCCGACGCCGCGCAGGUGCUCUGCGGUGGGCGCCGCAUCGGCUGGUACAUCGGCUUCUCCGCCCUCGCCCUCAAUGCCUGGUGCAUCAUGGGUCUGCACGCCGUCGCCGGUGCUACUGCGAUUCAGACGAUCCGUGACGGCAAGGAGGUCACGCUCGUGUGGGCUGUCGCAGGCCUCACCCUCAUCAUGUGGUUCUGCUCCAACAUUCGCGACUUUAGCUCGAUGACGGCGCUUGGCCUGGUGGCCGCCUUCACCAUGUUCGUCGCCACCUUACUCGUGCUUGUCGGCCACGGCGUCCAGGACCACCCGUCCGGCUGGACCGAGGGCUUGCAGAUCACGCACUCGGUCUGGGCGCCUGCGGGCACUACCUUCGUCGAAGGCAUGAACGCUGUCUUGAACGUUGUCUAUACUUUCGUCGGCCACGCCCUCAUCCCCUCGUUCAUCGGCGACAUGGAGAAGCCGCAAGACUUCCCGAAGGCGCUCGGCAUCUCGAUGACGGCCCAGCUCGUUCUCUACACGAUCACCGGCGCCGUCGUCUACCACUACACCGGUACCGAGCUCACGACCGCCCCGGCCUACGGCUCCCUCAUCUCGCGGUACGGCAAGCCUGCCGCCGGCCUCGUCCUGCCCACCAUCGUCAUUGUCGGCAUCUUGUACUCGCUCGUCGUCUCGCGCGCCAUCUUCUUCCAGAUCUUCAAGGAGGGCUCGCGCCACCGCUCGUCGCACACGGUCAAGGGGUGGCUCGUCUGGUUCGCCAUCGUCUUUGUCGGCUGGGCCAUCUCGUUCAUCAUCGGCGAGGCCGUGCCCUUCUUCUCGGACCUCCUUUCCCUCAUCAGCUCGCUCUUCUCCUCGCACUUCGGCUACACGAUGUGGGCUGCCGCCUGGUGGCAGAUGAACAAGGGCCGCCGCACCGAGAGCCCGCGCAAGAUUGUCGAGCUCUGCGUCAUCGCCGUCAUUUUCGUCGCCGGCAUGUUCUUCUUCGGCGCCGGCACCUACGCCUCGGUGCAGAGCAUCAUCAACUCUUAUGCGUUGGGCGCGGUCAAGAGUCCCUUCACGCGCGCCAACACCGGCUUCGUCCUAGACAACUAGACGAGGAGCGCUCUCUCCCGCGCUCGACUUCCCUAUUUGUGCCCGAUACCCCUACAGCGUCGUCCCCUUCUCCUUCUCCCUUCUCCCGGACGUCCACAUCUAUGGACUGUAGAAAAUAGAGCGAGCUCUGAUGCUGGUAUCACUGCGCUCGUCACGAUU